CAUUGCGUUCAGGACGCGGAGAAAUCUUUUGGCACUUGCAGGAAAACGCAUGCGCGCAGAGGAAACCAACUGGCUCGUGUCAAGUCGCACCAGACGGAUGGGAUCGAGGCAAAAAUCACCUGUAUUCUGGCAUUCAUGGUGACACAUCCAUGGGCUCAGAGCGGGUGGAGAUGCGUAAGAGACAGAUGCAGGUUCAUCAGGAAGCAGCUGCCAGUGUCCUCCAAGCGCGCCACAGGAUGGGAAACACCCCCGGCAACGCUUCCAACGCCUGCUGCUUCUGCUGGUGCUGCUGCUGCAGCUGCUCCUGCUUGACUGUUCGCAGUGAGGAUGAGACAAUACAAAGGCCCACGUUGCAACCGCAAAUAGAGAAAAAUACUAAUUGCGAUGAAAGCCCAAAACCUAGUUUGGAGGAAGCUCGAUCCUGGUCAACAUCCUUUGAAAAGGUGAUGAAAAGUGCCGCGGGGCGUAGCUGCUUCAGGCAGUUCCUACGGACCGAGUUCAGUGAAGAGAACAUGAUGUUCUGGCUGGCCUGUGAAGAGCUCAAAAAGGAGACAAACAAGACUGUGGUGGAAGACAAGGUUCGUCAGAUAUACGAGGACUUCAUCUCAAUCCUUUCUCCGAAAGAGGUUAGCCUGGAUUCACGCGUCCGAGAUGUGAUUAAUCGCAACAUGCUGGAGCCGACCUCGCACACGUUUGACGACGCUCAGCAGCAGAUCUACACGCUGAUGCAAAGAGACUCGUAUCCUCGCUUCAUAAACUCUACGGCAUACACAGAUCUAAUGAAGAACCUGGAAGAGCCUCCUCCUGAGCCAUAGACUCAAAUUUUAGCUUUUAAAAUGGCGCAUGCGUCCCACCCAACAGUCUUGUGUCCCUGUUGGAAUCCUGCUAUUUAGAGAAAGACGGGAGCACUACUUCAAACUGGUCUUUAUCCAGCUGUAAUUGCCGUUUAUUUACCCGUUAUCAGCUUACCAAAACCCUUGAAGCAAAUGAGAACAAAUGCUCUCCAGCAUCAGUUCCUUGUUCAAAAGCAUAUAUAUAUAUAUUUUUAUA
This is a messenger RNA of Thalassophryne amazonica, 1050 nucleotides long. Its product is annotated as regulator of G-protein signaling 20. The record is from RefSeq and is a predicted model, not a curated record. Lineage: Eukaryota; Metazoa; Chordata; Actinopteri; Batrachoidiformes; Batrachoididae. The coding region runs from base 150 to 815 and encodes 221 amino acids. The transcript is spliced from 5 exons.